Molecule: messenger RNA, 888 nt
Organism: Aureobasidium uvarum
Lineage: Eukaryota; Fungi; Ascomycota; Dothideomycetes; Dothideales; Saccotheciaceae
Source: the annotation of a GenBank genome assembly
AUGGUCCUCUGGAAAAGAAGCACAUUCACAGUGGUGACACCACUCCCUCCGACAGUCAGUAGGGAGACGGCCGUCGAGAUGCUACACUCACACGUCGAGAUGAUCCAACUGAACCCACUGGUCAUCCACAACGCGCCAUGCAAACCACCUCCCAAUGCACCUUCGGAUGAGUUCCACUGCAUCUGGUACGAGCUCACAGAUCGCAUCACAUACCUGCCAGGCGUCAAAGGCCAAGUCAGCUACAAAGCCUGUUUUCACGAUCUACCUCGUGGCCUGCAAACUCAUGUCUAUGCCCCUGCCGGCCUCGAUAUCAAGGAGAAAUGGAGCAUCGGUGGUAAUGAAGUUGGAGUCAUGGAACUUGGUCACAGAAACCUCGGCAUACCGCGGCAAGGGCUGUACUUGCGCGAAGACGUCGACAUGAACUGCAACAUCUUUCUCACGGGUUUCGUCAAAAAGACACUGAACAAAGCUCAUGGCGUUCUCGUUGAUCGAUUGGUCGUCAAGGCGGAUCUGGUCGAAGAGAAGAAGUAUCGGGAGGAACGCACUUCCGUUCUGGCACUCAAUACCGGAGCUACCGGUCUCGGUGUCAGAGUCACUUCACCAACAGUUACUUCGCCGCGAUCAUCUCGAAGCCAGAGCAGUAUGAGUGAUUUCCACCUGGGCCACAGCAGCAUAAGUGAUACACGCCGAAGUUACAGCAGUAUGAGCGAGUAUAGCACUGCGGACAGCGCAGCACCGGCACCAACAAUCCGAGGACCGGGUGAUCAUCUCGAGAGCGCACCACUUCAGAGCAUCGCGGAACUGGAAGCUACAGACAAACGCCCAGGAUUUACAGGUGCCGCAUUCGAGAUACAACUUCCGGCACCCCCACCGAUUGAGAUGCCGUAA